AAAGUACAGAUCAGCCAGUAUCAGAGGACGUGACUGAACCGUAUCUCCUGUAGUUAUGAAACACACACUGCUUUUCUGCGCUUUACACGUUAACCUAGAACAUUCAGGAAUGUAGAGCAGCGCGCUGGACUGCUGUAAUUCACUGUUUCCGUAACUAUAAACCUGCAGACUGAAUUACGUUACAGCUAAAGAGGACAGUAUUAAAGACCUGCACCUACACAUUAAACUGAUCCAACAUGGCAGACACCACACCUGCAGCCAGAACGGAGCAGCCAGGUGGAGCCAUUCACAACGACGUCAAGGAAUAUUAUGGGAAAAUCCUUCAGAAGACUUCAGAUCUGAAAAGCAAUGCCUGUGUGCCUUCUGCAAAGCCCAUCCCUGCCUACAUCCGAAAAGCUCUGGAGGAUGUUCACCCUGAUGUCACAGCGAAAUACUAUGGCUGUGGCCUGGUUGUGCCUGAGUGUGUGGAGGGCUGCAGGCUGCUGGAUCUGGGAUGUGGCAGCGGCAGGGACUGCUACAUGCUCAGCCGGCUGGUGGGGAGGAGCGGACACAUCACUGGAGUCGACAUGACAGAAGAUCAGCUGGAGACUGCACGGAAGUAUGUUGAAUAUCACAUGCAGAGGUUUGGGUACAAGAAGCCGAAUGUGAACUUUGUUCAGGGGUUCAUUGAGUCUUUGAGGGAAGCUGGAUUGGAAGAGAAGUCUUAUGAUAUUGUAAUCUCGAACUGCGUGGUGAAUCUUUCCCCAGACAAGGCGAGCGUUCUGAGAGAAGCCUACCAUGUACUGAAGGAUGGUGGAGAACUGUACUUCAGUGAUGUUUACAGCAAUGCCAGAAUUUCUGAAUCUCUGAGGGCCAAUAAAGUGCUGUGGGGUGAGUGUCUGAGUGGAGCGAUGUGGUGGGAGGACCUCGUGCGAUUGGCUGAAGAGGUCGGGUUCAGCACCCCUCGUCUCGUCACUGCCAGUGUUAUUUCUAUAGGCAAUGAAGAACUGGAGAGACUUCUGGGUGAAUACAGGUUUGUUUCUGCCACGUACCGCCUUUUCAAGCUACCUAAAUGUUCAGAGAAGAAGAGCUGUCUUGUUAUGUAUGACGGAAACAUCACAGGCUCUGAGGAGAAGUUUGAGUUUGAUGCUCAGUACACCUUUAAGGUGAAUGAGGUGAUUGAGGUGGAUGGUGACGUGGCAAACACCCUGAAGAACUCCAGGUUUUCUGAAGAGUUUACAUUCCACAGUCAGACAUCAGGAGCAUGUGCCACCAAACCCAAGGUCAUGCCUGUAGAUCCCUUUCAACUGACUGAGCUGUUAGGAAGUGCUGGUGUGGUUCCCUCCAGUGGAGGGUGCUGUGGUGCCCAGGAAUCGUGCUGCAAAUGAAAGUACACGGAAAAUGUGAUUUAAGGUGUUUUCACAUAUAGUUCUUUUUAAUUUUACCUGAAAUUAGUGCUGCUACAGUGAACCAGAAAGAGAACAAGCUGCCUAUCAACCAUUACCCAUCUCUUCAGCUCCAAGACACUUUGGAGUUUUAUAAUUGUCCUCUAUAUAUACUUUAUUAUUAUCCUCUUUUCUCCCUGUUCUCCAAUUAUUAAGAGAGAAGACCACCACAGAGCUGCUAUUAUUUGGCAGGAAUUAUUUGGGUAGCACUUGCAUUGAGUAACUGUGUGUUAGUGUAUUUGCUGCUGAUAUGAGUAGAUCAGGCACAGCAGUGCUGCUGGAGUUUUUAAACGCUGUGUCCACUCACUGUCUCUCACACUCUAGUACACACUCCUAUCUAGCUGAUCCAACAUGUAGAUGUAAAGUCACAGAACAAAGCUCAUCUGUUUCUCAAUUUUUUUUACAAUGUCCAUGUACACAACAAGCCAGAUGAGUUUGAUUGACAUGUUCAAAUACAGUGAUAUGAACAAGUUUGGGCACCCCUGAUAAUUUUCAUGAUUUUUCUUUAUAAGUCAUUAGUUUUUCGGAUCAGCAGUUUCAGUUAAAAAUAUCUUAUAGCAGACGAACACAGUGAUAUGGGAUUUACACAAAGUGUGCAAUUAUUCUUUAAACUAAAUUAGGCAGAUUUAAUAUUUUGGGCACCCUUGUCGUUUUAUUGAUUUUUAAUACAUUUAGCACUAAUUCUUGGAACAAAAAAUUUAGUUUAGUAAGCUCAUUGUCCCUUAACAUUCCAGGUGAAUCCAAUUAUGAGAAAGGGUUAAGGUGGACAAUUGAAAGUUUUUCUUCUCUUUGUAUUUCCUCUGAAGAGAGUGGCAACAUGGGAGCCUCAAAACACAACUCUCAAAUGACCUGAAAACAAAGAUUGUUCAACAUCAUGGUUUAGAGGAAGGAUACAAAAAGCUCAAAUGUCAGAGAUUUCAAAUGCCAGUUUCCACUGUCAGGAACAUAGUGAGGAAACGGAAGGCACAGUUCUAGUUAAGGCCUGAAGUGGCAGAACAAGAACAAUCUCAGAUAAGCAGAGGAGAAGGAUGGUGAGAACAGUCAUAGUAAACCUACAGACAUCCAGAGCUCCAAAGACCUACAUCAUCAUCUUGCUGCAGAUGGGUCACUGUGCAUCGUUCAUCUAUUCAGAGCACGUUGCACAAGGAGAGGCUGUAUGGGAGAGUAAUUAAUGUAGAAGAAGCCAUUUCUGAGCACACGCCACAAACAGAGUCGCUUGAGGUAUGCUAAAGCAAAAGCACAUUUAGACAAGCCAGCUUAAUUUCGAAAUAAGGUGCUGUGGACUGAUGAAACUAAAAUUGAGUUAUUUGAGGGCUGUUAUUUAUGCAUAAAGGGAAAAAGGACACAGCAUUCUAAGAUAAACACUUUACUUCUCCCCAGAUUAAAUUUUGGUGGUGGGUUCAUCAUGCUGUGGGGCUGUGUGUUCAGUGCAGGUACUGGGAAUCUUGUUAAAGUUGAGGGUCUCAUGGAUUUCAGUCAAUAUCAGCAGAUUCUUGAGAACAUUGUUUAAGAAUCAGUGAGAAAGUUGAAGUUAAAUCGCCGGGGCUGGAUACUUCAACAAGACAAUGACCCUAAACAAUAAACUGCUUAAAAUCUACUAAAGCAUUCAUGCAGAGAAACAAGUACAAAAUUUGAUUGGAAUGAUCAUCUCAGUCCUCAGAGCUGAAUAUUAUUGAAAAUCUGUGGUGUGAUUUAAAGUGCACUUUAAAACUUUCAAACCUGACUGAACUUGAGUUUUUUUGUAAAAAAAGAGGCUGUUUAGAGGCUGUUAUUUCUGCAAAAGGAGGCUCUACUAAAUAAUAAUGUAUUUAUUUCUGUUGAGGUGCCCAAAUUUAUGCACCUGCCUAAUUUUGUUUAAAGAAUUAUUGCACACUUUCUGUAAAUCCUAUAAACUUCAUUUCACUUCUCAAAUAUUACUCUGUUCGUCUGAUAUAUGAUGCAUUUAACUGAAAUUGCUGAUUCAAACAACUAAUGAUUUAUAUAGGAAAAUCGUGAAAAUGAUCUGGGGUACCCAGAUCAUGCAAAAGAAACCAUGACUUAAUUGCCUUAGGAAUCCACUUGCGAUGCUUAAGUGGUUUAAGUGUGAAACGGUCCUUGAUAACAACAAUAAAUUGAGUGAUUUUAAAAUGGUUGUAUUACUACAUAACAUGGAAUUAAUUUUAUUUGUUUAAUUUACAGUGUUUAAUAUGGAAUAUGAAUGAAAUAAUGCACUACUAAUGAAAUUGAUUUAUAUAUAUAUAUAUUUUUUUACUAACAAGAUGAUCAAUUUUAUGACUGAUUUAUAAAAUCAUAUAAAUAGUAAACAUUGAAAUUACAAACAAAAUCACACAAAAAUCCAUCCUUUUUUUUCUUCCCCUAUUUUAUGCCCAUUAUUUUGCUUAUAUUAUUAUCUCUCUGAUAUAUGCACAAUGACCACAAAAGCUAUAACUCUGUAUUAACACUAAUAAAACUUAAUUGGCCCUCCGAAGAGGGGGGUAUGUAGAACC
Astyanax mexicanus (Mexican tetra) is the source of this 3910-nucleotide messenger RNA. RefSeq names its product arsenite methyltransferase (gene as3mt). Gene Ontology annotation, molecular function: arsenite methyltransferase activity. Lineage: Eukaryota; Metazoa; Chordata; Actinopteri; Characiformes; Acestrorhamphidae. The transcript has 11 exons. The coding region runs from base 237 to 1367 and encodes 376 amino acids. The record is from RefSeq and is a predicted model, not a curated record. Gene Ontology annotation, cellular component: cytosol. Gene Ontology annotation, biological process: arsonoacetate metabolic process; toxin metabolic process.